This is a messenger RNA of Scleropages formosus (Asian bonytongue), 2490 nucleotides long. It is a transcript of the gene pnrc1, whose product is annotated as proline-rich nuclear receptor coactivator 1. The record is from RefSeq and is a predicted model, not a curated record. The transcript has 2 exons. NCBI's taxonomy places the organism in Eukaryota, Metazoa, Chordata, Actinopteri, Osteoglossiformes, Osteoglossidae. Bases 605 to 1510 code for a protein of 301 amino acids.
GAGAAUCAGAAUGUAUGAUAGUUCGGCAGGGAGAGAUUUCAUCAGUCCAGUUUCACUUCAGGGUUUAUUUUCCGUUCUUUCGCGGAGAUGAUGCCUCGUUGCUCGUCAUUUAUGAGGAUACGGCAAACAUACAUUUAAAAAUAUUUAAGCCUUGCUUGAGGGUGUGUGGAAAUUGGUUAUCUGAGCAACAAAAACAAUAAAACGUUCCUCUAAAGAUAGUCAGUUAGCAUUCAUUUGCUAAAAGUGGGACUGCGAAGGAAGAAGCUCCGAUUCAAGCUUCUCCGGGUGUCCUUUGUUUGCCGCGGUGGGCGUUUCUCGUUUCCUCCUCUCACAAUGAGGAAGUGACGGCUGCGCCAUUUUCACGCACUUUUUCUGCGCCAGUUGUGUGACUGCGGAGUGUAAAGCGGGCGUUAUCGGCGCUACUUCAGCGGACGCGUAAACAAGGUUAAGCGACGGAACAUCUGAGGAAGUUUGAAGCUUGAAAGUUUUCCUUAAAUUCCGGCCUUCGGCCUUUGCAUCGGGAAGACAGCUAUAAGAGCCAGCGCUUUUGCACAUUUUGAAGUAAUACAAAAAAAAAAAAAAAAAAAAAAAAGCUGUGCAGUCCAUGUAUCCUCCUUCGCUUGUCCCUUCCUGCGACUUACAGGACAUGAUCGAUGAGACGAUCAUGAUCGGUCGCCACGCCGACAUUGAGAACAUGAAGCGUUCGAGCCGGACCUCCCACCACGUCGGGGCCGCGCUGAACAAACGGCAAACCCUCCACAAGAAGCCGGGCGCAAGGAAGCUGCGAGCCAGUCCGGCCGGCUUCCAGAACCGCCAUCCGCGAGCGCAAGAGCAGCACGAGCAGCAGCAGCAUCAUCAUCAUCAUCAUCACAGGCACGCGCGCCUCGCGGACGUCGUUAACAACAACAACGGCGGCGGCGUAGUCGUGUUCGCCCACGCCGGGCCCACGAACCACGAACAUGUCAGCAGUCACGGCUGCAGACAAACCACCGUACUGACCCUCCACCAUCUGAAACAGGGCGUCAAGAAGGAGCUGCUGAAGUCAAAAUCGGGGAGAGCAGAGAAAGUGACCCAGCCAAAUGGCCAGUCUGUUCACAGCCUCAGUAAACAUGAGCAUUUAGGUCAGAAUCUUAAUGGUCGCAUCCAGAGGAACAGACACUCUGGUGCAUCGGGUGGAGUUUCAUCAGCAAAAAAGAGUGACGGUAACUGUCGCCCGAAGCCCUCGCCCCCACUCCAGCUCUGCAACAAGGAUGGAAGGAAGCUGCUGAAUGUAGCCAACAGUGUGAAGAUUGUGAAUGUGUAUCCAGAUGGGCCCCUCCCCGAAGAAAGCCUUAAAGAUGCUGAGAAGGUCUAUGCUGGUGCCAAGUUCAGCGAACCCCCGUCACCCAGCGUCCUGCCCAAACCCCCCAGUCACUGGGUGGGAGAGAAGGGCCCCCAACAUUCCGACAGCAGUAAGGAGCAAAUGACAGUCCACCUCAAAAAUUUACUGAAGGUCCAAGCAAAGUCAUGAAUUCAGGACUCUAAACAGUGAAAUGAAUAAAUCAUAAAUAAAAAUUUAGCACUGAAGAUGACUGAAAACAGAAGUUGUUGCAACAAGAGUUUUUUUUUUUUUUUGAUUUUUGGAUCAUGAUCUGAUUUGUGCAGAACAGCGGCCUUGUGGUACAUGGAUUUUUUUAAUGCACUUGUGUAAAAUGUACAUACUGUAAAAAUGCAAUAUUUGUUUAUAGUUAUUUUAACAAGAAUAUAUAGUUUUGUUACUGAAGCUUUGAAAAUGUACACCAUAAGCUGGUGCACUUUAAAACUGAUUCAUCACUAGGCUGCAAUACCCUUCAGGGCACAUUGAAAGUAAUAUUUUUUUACAUAUUUGCACAAAGUUGGAAGCUAUCAUGAGUCCUUAGGAAGCAUGUAAGAGAAUGUAGCUUGUGUAUUUUUUAUAUGCAACAAAGUCCACCUACAGUGUGGAUGGUGUUGCAAGAAUGCACUGUAAAGAAACUCAAAAGUCCGGUGGGUAAUCUCGGAGAAGCCGAUAAGCUGGAACGACAAUGUGAAAGUCUCACUACGAAGCCAAAUGAUCCAUGCUGCAGAGUAGCCCAGCUUUUUCUCUGGGGACUCUGGGAAUGGAAGAUGCAGUAAUGGCAACGUGAAAGGUUUGCUAUACAGGAAACAAUACAAAAACAUGCAUCAGUAAAGACUGUCCCCCAACUACCAGCAGACUUUUUUUUUUUUUUUAAGAAAAGAAUAUUCUUGACUGUUUUCAAACAAAUGCCAUUUUACUAUGCCAAGCUCUUCAAAGAACGGAAGGUUGAUUUUUCGACAGAAACGAAAGAAUUCAUAUGUGGAAUAGAAGGAAUUCAGCACUCUUGGAAAGUUGGGCAGCUACUGUUUUACUUGUUCCUUGUUAUGUCAGACAGGGAAGAACACUCAAGUACCAAAAAUCAAAAAAAAAAAGGUUGCAACAACAAUUUGUUUUCUUUACCAGGCCUGAAAAAG